Messenger RNA from Alternaria rosae, 1259 nucleotides. RefSeq lists its product as uncharacterized. NCBI's taxonomy places the organism in Eukaryota, Fungi, Ascomycota, Dothideomycetes, Pleosporales, Pleosporaceae. The transcript has 2 exons. The record is from RefSeq and is a predicted model, not a curated record. Bases 136 to 1167 code for a protein of 343 amino acids.
GAUCAGACCUUUACCUUUACGACUCAUCCGCUCGACUUAUCCAACAAUGCCUUGCAAAAUGAUCAUUGCGGGCCUGCAGCAUCAUUCCCCCAACUUGCUCACGGAGAUGAAUCAAAUCACAGUACGACUUCCGCCAUGGCUGCGCUCUCCAACAUGACUACAUCACCCGUAGCCAAGAAUUUCGACUCGCCAUACGAUGCGUCCUAUCCGCAUCAUAGCAUCACACCUGCGCAUGACACUACUCACGGCCUUAAAUCGAUCCAAGCUAUGGAACCUGUCAUGGCUGCUGGUGAUCCUCUGCCUCCUCUAUUCUUUAGUCAACAAAACCAGGCCAUAUCUGACUUCCUGAGGAGAGGCAUACACCCGGACGAAUUCCUUCAGAUGAUCCAAAACUUCAAGAUCGCGGUAUGGACUGGCAACUUCCGUGACCUUGCCACCAUGGCGGUGUCUGGCAACUUUAAUGGCCUGGCCAUCAUGGCAGAGAUACCAACGGAGGUACUUGACAAGAGAAUUGAGGACGUCGUAUAUACCCCAAUUCCUUCUAUCGUCGAGAAAGGUCCGAAUAUCAAGCGCGAACCUUCCGACGAAUCGCUCGAAUACCCUGCUACACGUGCGCUGAAAGCUCCAAAGGGCAUAGAACCGAAGCUGAAAGGGAAAAGGAAGAACAAGCCGACCGUCAAUGUUUACGGAUGCGUAGGCAACGGAGGCAAGUGUCAGAUGCGAAAACACAGAUACUGGAGGUCAAAGAAGGAGUUUGGGACGCACUUCGAGACCCACCUAAAAGAGUACCAAACACCUGACGGUUUUAUAUGCGAAGCGUGCGAGAAGUGCAAACUAUCUCCGGGUAUCGUCUCUAUUGUCACCAAAUCCUUUUCUCACUUUCGAGAUCUGGUAACGCACACAUGGAACGAGCAUAUGGUCCCCUCGACCACGUCGAAGCCUACGGAAGGCACUGCAGUAGUGGUGGAAGAUGAGCUGGGAGAGCCUUCCAGCAUCCAAUAUAAGAAGAUGGGCGAUACCAAGCUGGAGGGUGGAAAUGGUCCCGGGGAGUCGUCAGGCACCCUACAUGGCCAGGCCGGUGGUACUGGAUCCGAAUUUUUCGACAUGUCGCUCAACUCGCUUCCAGAUGAUAUUCAGAUGUAUCUCCCUGGGGGAUCUUUUUGGUAGUCCGGCAUGCGACAUCAACUGUGUCGCGCAUCAGCUUGUUUGUGUUUUGAGGUUUCUUAGCGCUACGUCUUCAUGUACUCCACGAUCGUCAC